GCGACCAAUUGUAAACAAAAUGGCUUCUCGCAUAGGCGCAUAGGAGCUGCUGGUUUCCAUUCGAACAAGCCCCGAAACAUAAAUCGAAUCGAAGAUGAAAAAUCACGCACUGUCGUCAUCUGGUGCUAAAGUAGUUAUGGCAAGUUGUAACGUGGAGCGUUUGCUACCAUCAAGCAUCAUAGACGGGCGAUCGGAUACAUUCUGGAUGACGUCAGGCCUCUAUCCACAAUGUUUUGUGCUCGCUUUUCCGACACCAGUAAAUGUCGGCACUGUUUACAUGCAGAGUCACAACGUUAAAAGCAUCGUCUUAGAAGGCACCGCAGAGGAAGAACCAAAAGGAUUUUGCGAAAUCAUUGCCCAAGAACUACCAGCCAACAAUGGAGGGCUACAAAAGACCACGCUUCCAUCUGCAUGUACAGAGUGCAAAUAUUUAAAAGUUAUUAUUACCUCUGCACAUGACCACUUGUGUGCAGUCUAUGGCAUUCAAGUACUCUCUACUUCAUAGCCCUAGGAGUUUUUCUCACACAAAACCAAUAUUUUUCCAGUGAAGCUUGCCUUGUGAGCAGGUAACUGGAGCACAUGUGUCAUGUUCAAGUGGUUGAAGCAUGUAUGUAGUAUUUGUUUGAGGCGUAAUAAAAGUUGUACACUCU
Messenger RNA from Ornithodoros turicata, 650 nucleotides. RefSeq names its product intraflagellar transport protein 25 homolog. Lineage: Eukaryota; Metazoa; Arthropoda; Arachnida; Ixodida; Argasidae. Gene Ontology annotation, cellular component: centrosome; cilium; intraciliary transport particle B. Bases 95 to 505 code for a protein of 136 amino acids. The transcript has 5 exons. Gene Ontology annotation, biological process: intraciliary transport. The record is from RefSeq and is a predicted model, not a curated record.